AUGUUCCGCUUCAUUGCCAUCUGUGCUCUGGCCACCAUUGCCGCUGCUGCUCCUGGAUUCAUUGAGGAGCACCACGUGGCGGUGGCUCCCGUUGUGGCCAAGGUGGGUGCUGUGGUGCACAGUGCUCCGGUGGCCACUUCCCACCAGAGCUUCACCCAGUUCCACAACCAGGCGGUGCUCACUCCGGUGGUCAAGCAUGUGGUUCCCGCUGUUCCCGUCAUCAAGACUGUGGCUCCGGUGGUGCCGGUGGUCAAGACUGUGGUUCCCGCUGUUCCUGUGGUCAAGACUUAUGCUCCAGUGGUUCCCGUUGUGAAGCAUGUGGCUCCCGUUGUUCCAGUGGUCAAGCAUGUUGCCCCAGUGGUGCCCGUUGUGAAGACCGUGCCGGUGGUGCACCACCAGACCUAUGUGGCUCCCGCUGUCCACCAUGUUGCCGCCGUUCCCGUGGUGAAGGCCCUGCCCCAUGCCGUCUCCCACCAGAGCCACACCCAGGUGCACCACCAGAAGACCUUCAUCACCCCGGUGGUUGCUCCCGUUCCGGUGGUGAAGACUGUCGUCGCCGCUGCCCCACUGGCCCAUGUCUACCACCACUAA
Messenger RNA from Drosophila ficusphila, 591 nucleotides. Its product is annotated as larval/pupal cuticle protein H1C. The record is from RefSeq and is a predicted model, not a curated record. Bases 1 to 591 code for a protein of 196 amino acids. Lineage: Eukaryota; Metazoa; Arthropoda; Insecta; Diptera; Drosophilidae. The transcript has 2 exons.